Molecule: messenger RNA, 573 nt
Organism: Perkinsus marinus ATCC 50983
Lineage: Eukaryota; Perkinsozoa; Perkinsida; Perkinsidae
Product: histone H2A.F/Z, putative
Exons: 4
Coding region: 1-573 (190 amino acids)
Cellular component (GO): nucleosome
Molecular function (GO): protein heterodimerization activity; DNA binding; structural constituent of chromatin
Source: RefSeq, a predicted model, not a curated record
AUGUCUGAUCUCAAGAAGACUGAUAUCAACAAGUCCGUGCCAGUGGUGACCCAGCUAGGUAGGCUGCUAGACGUCGCUUCCCUCUCAACUCCGUCAUCGUCCUUAUUCUGUUUAGCUGGUGGGAAGGGCAUCAAAGGGGCCGGUCUACAGGGUGGUAAAGGUGGCAAGGGCGGUAAAGGGGCCAAGGUUCACGGUGGUAAGGGAAAGAUUGGUGGUAAGGGCACGUCUAUGACCAGAUCGGCCAGAGCUGGUCUCCAAUUCCCUGUGGGGAGGGUCCGACGUUAUCUCAAGGAUCGUGCUACUGCCAACUGCAGAGUUGGCUCGACUGCUGCUGUUUACACUGCAGCUAUAUUGGAGUACCUCACGGCUGAGGUCCUUGAGCUCGCUGGAAACGCUGCUAAAGACCAGAAGGUUAAACGUAUAACUCCACGACACCUACACCUAGCCAUCAGAGGUGAUGAUGAGCUCGACGUCCUCAUCCGUGCUACAAUCGCUGGAGGUGGAGUCGUGCCAUAUAUUCACCAGAGUCUUACGGCUAAGGCCCCGUAUCACAAGAAGAAGCGAGUUAUGUAA